AUACAUCUACUCGCUUUACAGGAACAGUACGCGUUCCCGGAGCGUCUUGUCGCACUUCUUUUCGUGACCGGCUUCAUGACUGCUGGAAUUACUGCCCCGCUGGUUGGAGCGUGGGCUGAUACCUAUGGACGGAAAAGACUCUGCCAAAUGUUCUGCGUCACUUACGCCCUGGCAUGUCUCUGCAUCCAAGUCCCGAGCCUGCCCAUCCUCCUCUUCGGCCGCGUGCUCGGCGGUGCCUCCACCUCGAUCCUCUACUCAGCAUUCGAGUCCUGGCUGAUCUCGUCAUCGAACAACCUCUCACUGCCGCAAUCGGACCUCUCGGCGAUCCUCGGGCGCGCGACGCUGCUGAAUGGCUUCGUCGCGACCGCCGCGGGCGUGUCCAGCAACAAACUCGUCGGCUGGAGCGGCUCCUUCGCGUCGCCAUUCGUCGCGAGCGGCGUCCUGCUCGUGCUCGCGUACGUCGCCAUCCAGGGCAGCUGGCAAGAGAACUACGGGAGCCCCGACACCGCACCCGAGAGCGCCGCGGACCUCUUCCAAGCCAAGCGGCUCGCGCAGGCAUGGCACAUCAUCCGCCACGACCCGCACCUCCUCGUGAUCGGCCUGACGCAGACGUGCUUCGAGGGCUCGAUGUACCUCUUCGUCUUCCUGUGGGUCCCGGCGCUGCAGGAGUCGUCGGACCCGUCCGAGCCGCUGCCGCUCGGGUACAUCUUCUCGUGCUUCAUGGUCGCGAUGAUGCUCGGCUCGCUGCUGUACACGACCCUCACCUCCGUCUUCGGACGCGCAUCAGACCCGGGCGCAGGUGGCGCGGCCGCGGCGGCGGCAACGCACGAGGAGCCGCUCGUGCUGCACGCGAAGCUGAGCUCGCUCGUGUGCGCCGCGAGCGCGCUCGCGUUCGCGGUGACGAUCGCGUGCCGGCACGACGCGCACGCGCGCUUCUGGGCGUUCUGUGCGUUCGAGGCGUGUGUCGGGAUGUACUACCCCGUGCAGGGCAUGCUGCGCGGGAGCCUCAUCUCGAACGAACACCGUGCGACGCUCUCGUCCCUGUUCCGUGUCCCGCUCAACAUCUUCGUCGUCGUGUCCCUUCUCACUGGCGUCUCGUCCGCACGCGACAAGGUGCUCACCGCGAGCGCGGUCAUGCUUGGCAUCUCGUCCAUUAUGACAGGUGCCAUCAUAGUAAACGGACUCGACAAGCGACGCAUCGCGGAGACUGCUGCCAGGCCAGCAUGAAUGGUCUUGGCUCAGAAAAACAUCUUCACGCUUUAUCUGCAAGGACAUUACUAAAAGGACACUCGAUAGUAUAAUUUGUAUUUGCACCGUCCCUGCUCACCUCGGCCCCUUUCCUAGUAUUGAGACGCCAGCUGCAAUCUUCUCCCGCGAAAUGUUCACUUCCUGAUAUUAAUAUAUGAAACUCAACCCAAUCCGAUUACACGUCGGAACGGGACUCGAGAGCUUUUUCUGUAAGUUCUCUGCCACUG
Phanerochaete carnosa HHB-10118-sp is the source of this 1475-nucleotide messenger RNA. RefSeq lists its product as uncharacterized. NCBI's taxonomy places the organism in Eukaryota, Fungi, Basidiomycota, Agaricomycetes, Polyporales, Phanerochaetaceae. Gene Ontology annotation, molecular function: molybdate ion transmembrane transporter activity. The transcript has 5 exons. Gene Ontology annotation, cellular component: membrane. The coding region runs from base 76 to 1227 and encodes 383 amino acids. The record is from RefSeq and is a predicted model, not a curated record. Gene Ontology annotation, biological process: molybdate ion transport.